Messenger RNA from Tauraco erythrolophus (red-crested turaco), 1404 nucleotides. RefSeq names its product stabilizer of axonemal microtubules 2 (gene SAXO2). Lineage: Eukaryota; Metazoa; Chordata; Aves; Musophagiformes; Musophagidae. Gene Ontology annotation, molecular function: microtubule binding. The record is from RefSeq and is a predicted model, not a curated record. Gene Ontology annotation, cellular component: cytoskeleton; ciliary basal body; centriole.
AUGGAGCCGCCUCGGUGCCUGUGCGAGAUCUGCACCUGCGGGCGCCAUCGCUGCCCUCAUAAACCCACAAGGAUUUAUGAUAAUGGACAACAGCCAUGCCUCACAACAGAGUAUGUGGAAAAAUAUCCCAAGUAUAGCAACAUCUCUCCUCGUCGGAGCCUUAAGCCGAAACAAGAGUACCAAAUGCAUCGUGGGAAAAUGGAAGGAAUUACAACUUUCAAAUCUGAUUAUUUACCAUAUGAUAUUGUGAAGCGACCUUUUCGAGUACAGGAAGAAUAUAAACCAAAGACGGGAGAGAUAGAACUGGGAACCACAUACCAGAAAGAUUAUAAUGCUCAUAAAAUACAACCAGUGACAUUAGUAAGACCUCUAGAGAGAAAACACACUGCAGGACGAAAAUUGGAUACCAUACCAACCUAUCAAGACGACUAUAGGUCAUGGGAAGUUCAAAGAAGGGAAACUAGUAAGGUGGAGCAUACAUACCACCCACCCACCACGAAGUUUGGAAAUUCUACUACGUUUCAAGAUGACUUUGUUCCUCGGGAACUGAAUCCCAGACAAAGUUUCAAACCUCCUUGUGUAGCCAAGCUUUCAGAUGUGCCUUUUGAUAGUACUACAAGCCAUCGCUCUUCUUAUAUUGCUCAUCAACUGGAACCCAAAUUCGUAAGAUCAAAAGAAGAGUACAAGCCAAGCAGCCAACCCUUUGAAGAUCUCACAACCCACCGGAAUGAUUUUAAAGGGCUACCUGGGCAACUGGCAAAAAGCUGCAAGCCUGAAUAUGCAAAAGUCGGAUCCAAUGUUCAUUUUAAUGGAGUCACUGAAUUCCAGGAUCGUUUUCAGCCAUGGUUGGUCUCCUUGCCUGAGGUCCGCAAAAUGAAAGAGUACGUUCCACCCCCAGGCAACAUGGAUUUUAACUCCACAAGCCAUCUUGAUUAUGUUAAGCAUGACAUUCUUCCUGCUGUUCCCAUAAGACCAGUUUCGAAUGGAAGAAGAAUCAAUGCUCCUUUUCAAGGGAAUACUACUACAAAGGAAGACUUUAAAGCUUGGGGCACCUGUCGGCAAGAGAUUAUUAAGAAACAAGAGGAAAUUCCAAAACCCACAGGAAAAUUUUAUGAUUUAACUACGUUCAAAUCUCAUUAUGUCCCACAUCAGAUCACUCCAGUGCAAAGUUUCAAACCUGUUCAUGCUAUUCCUAAUUCAGCACCUUUUCAAGAUGGAACUAUGUAUCGCACAGAAUACACACCAAAGAAACAAGAGAUCUGCCCAGCAAAUUAUCCAUCUCCUCCAGGUUAUGUCUAUGUAAACACAGAUUCUCAUGGUCACAAAUUCUUCCACCAGCUUACUCCAGAAUUUUCUGAGUCAAACAGUAAUCCCAUUCCAAAGGAAGUAGCUGUUGUGUCGUAA